CCUAUUUGUGAAAAAGGAACAAAAACAUACAGAAAAGGACAGUGUGUCUAAAAAUCAUUUUCCAGAAACAUAAAUCAUAUUUCUUGAUGGCCAUUGGAUGAAUGAAUCUCUGCUGUGUGACUCUCCAGGGCCCCAAUGUGAGUGACCCUGUCGGCCCCAGGGCCACUCAGUACUGUCUGCUCACAUUGCUGCACCUGGCCCUGCAGCAUGGAGACAGGCUGCUCCCUGACUCCACGGUGUUCUCCUGUGUGGUGACUCUGCUGUGCUCGGUGCAGGAGCAGGGAGACUCGGCCCUGCCUCCCUGUGUGCUCAGGUCUGCCCUCUACCUGCUGUCUGUCACACAGGACAAGAGUCCCGACCUGGACUGGUGGCUGCCGUAUGCUGCUGUGCUGGCUAUUCAGGUGGGCCUACUGGCUAGCUAG
This is a messenger RNA of Salvelinus sp. IW2-2015, 422 nucleotides long. The record is from RefSeq and is a predicted model, not a curated record. Lineage: Eukaryota; Metazoa; Chordata; Actinopteri; Salmoniformes; Salmonidae.